This is a messenger RNA of Prorocentrum cordatum, 1350 nucleotides long. Lineage: Eukaryota; Dinophyceae; Prorocentrales; Prorocentraceae. The record is from the annotation of a GenBank genome assembly.
CGGCCGACGACGCCGCCAAAACGCCCCCAGAGCGCCUCCAGAGGUUCCGUAGCCAUUUUGGCUCAAGCAGGGGCCUCGAAGCUUGCAGCGGGUGGCCGCCAGCCUGCCAGAAGGCACCCCGCCAAUCAUGCUCAGCCCGCGCGCGAGGUCUCAAGACAUGGAGGGGCCUCUCGCCGCACAGGGGAAGGGCAAGGUGGAGUGCCUCGGACCGCACGUGCCCAGCUCGGCCCCCACGCGCUGCCCCACGCUCGACGACUUGCUCACGCUCGACGACGACCAGGACGCCGAUGCGCACUCGGAGGACUGGGGCGUCGCUGCGCUUUCGAGGGGCGGCGAUGAGCCGGCGCUCCUCAAGACGGCGCUCUUCGAGACCGUGCCCGUCAGGGACGAGCGCCCCGGGAGGGGGUCUGCGAUGCCAGCGCCCCCGCCGAGGCGCCUCCGGUCCGAGGCGUACUGGGAGCUGAAGGCUGCCGCCGCGCGGCGGUUGGCGUGCUCGCCUUGGGAGGUGGGCGUGCGGCCGCGUUGCCCGCGCGUCGACGAAGGCGGCUACCUCGGGCCCGCGGCGGCCGCGCCGGCGGCAGCGGAGGGCGCCGAAGGCGAGGGACCGGCGGCGGCCGAGCCCCCAGCAGCAGGAGCCGCCCAGGGCGGAGGCGCCGAGGGCGGCCCCAGGAGCUGGGCGGGCGCCAUCUCAAGGGAGUUGCGCCGCGGGGCGCUCGUGCUGGUUGUUGCGCCUCUGGCCUCGCCGCCGGCUGCGCCGCCGCGGUCGCCCUCCGCAGCAGUCGGUGCCGCCCUGAGGUCGCGUGGCCGGUCGUACCACCCUUCUAGGGGUUGCUAGGAGCCGCUAGUCAGUGUCAAGUUUUACGUCUUCCCGACUCCGGUUCCCAUCCUUGUGGCGGCCCUCAACCCAGGUGCUGGGGCGUUCUGACUAAAAUGCCCAUAUGAGGUUGCGGCACGUUCUGACUAAAAUGGCCAUGUGAGGUUGCGGUACGGGCCAAGGCCCGCCCUCUUCUUCAUACAGCGUGCAAGCAGUCCCUGGCAGGAUUGGGAGCACGUGCGCGGUGAUGAGAAAAACAAUUUGAGGUUGCCACUACAGGGUUAGCCUCCGCACAAGUGGGACUGGGGUUCCAAACGCCCGCCCAGAUUCGCGUGGCUGGUCGUGCCACCUUGCUGUGAUUUGCUAGGAGCCGCUGGUCACUGCAAGCAGUUGGGAGCGAACUUCCGGACUGCCGGUGCAACCGCCAGCGGCUCCGAGACCAAGCCGUGCCAUUGCUCUUUUUCUUUCGCUCUUGGCCGCCUGCAGGCCACGUGGCGCCCCCCUCACCCGCGUGCUGGGACGCUCUGACUGGGAGG